Nicotiana attenuata is the source of this 1148-nucleotide messenger RNA. RefSeq lists its product as uncharacterized. The transcript has a single exon. Gene Ontology annotation, cellular component: chloroplast. Bases 313 to 846 code for a protein of 177 amino acids. NCBI's taxonomy places the organism in Eukaryota, Viridiplantae, Streptophyta, Magnoliopsida, Solanales, Solanaceae. The record is from RefSeq and is a predicted model, not a curated record.
UGGGCGGGUUAGGCUAUGACCCAAAUUUUAGCCCAUUUUGACCCAAUGCAUCUCAACCCAAGUAAUUUUUGGGCGGGUCAUUUGACCCGCACAGUUAUUGACUCAACCGAUUUAAUCCGCCCAAAAUCGGCCCAACCCGUUCAUUUGACGCCCCAGUGGUGCCCCAUAUGAUAAGAAACUUUAUCUCUAGAGAUUUUGUUAGAGCCACUCUUUCCCUUUGCAUCCCUGGGAUUGUUACACCUAAAAAAAUAAGGACAAAACAUCAGAAGAAGGCUAACAAGAAAGAAGAAAACAAGUUACACUUUGGCUAGCAUGUUGAAGCAUAGAAUAACAUGCAAUUCACAAUGCUUACCAUAUCUUUUGCCUUACUUUCCCAGCCAUAAUAACAACCCAAUUAAAACUGCUGUCACCUUUCACUCUUCCUCCUCCAUCACUGCUCGGAAAUAUUCGAGUGCCGGACGGCCUCUGGCCUCCGUAUUUUGCCGUGCAAGGAGGAGAGUUAUAUACGAUAAUGAUGACGACGAAGAAGAAGAUGAUCAAGAAUAUGGACACAAUACAGAAAUAGCAAUGUUAGAGUUUUAUAGUCAAUCAGUGAGAAAUGAAGCUCUUCUUGUGAAAGCUGUUGUGAAUGAGGAAGAAGUAGAAGUUUUAAUAUUCAAGGGAUUUUCUUCAUGUUUGAGUUAUGGGACUUGUCCAGAUCCAUCAAAGAGUGUGCUUCCAGCUAGGGCAGUGAUUAACUGUGUAGAUAGAAUAAAAGGACCUUUUGACCCUUCUAACAUUGAAUAUUUGGAGAAAGGAUUAACUGUGGAGGACAUCAAGGCUAGGGUUCUCCCAAUGGCAAAUUAGGUAUAUUCGUAAACCGGAUUCAGAAUUUGAACUUUAUGGGUUCAAUAUUUAAGGUUCUUAGCAUUGAAUUCGUUAUAUUAUAAAGUUAUGGGGUUUAUAUCUGAGUACUAUUUAUUAUAAUUUUCGUAGUUUUUUACCUAUACUAUUAUGUUCCGCGUCGAAAAUACUGUAAUGAAUUCAGAUGAACCCCGAACAAUUACAUUAGCUUGCCCCCUGCCUAGGAAAAGUUCAAAUUCAAUUUGCAGUUUUUGUAUCAUAUACAUGCCCAAAUUUGACACUAACAUAUAUAUGUUUCAAAAUAA